Messenger RNA from Carya illinoinensis, 2266 nucleotides. Its product is annotated as lysine--tRNA ligase, cytoplasmic. Gene Ontology annotation, biological process: lysyl-tRNA aminoacylation. Gene Ontology annotation, molecular function: lysine-tRNA ligase activity; ATP binding; tRNA binding. Gene Ontology annotation, cellular component: cytosol; cytoplasm. The record is from RefSeq and is a predicted model, not a curated record. The coding region runs from base 183 to 2015 and encodes 610 amino acids. Lineage: Eukaryota; Viridiplantae; Streptophyta; Magnoliopsida; Fagales; Juglandaceae. The transcript has 18 exons.
AAUGAAAAACCAGUACAAACCCGCUUCGGCUCCACGCUAAAACCCUACUCGCCUUUUACGGUCUCAUUAUCCCGAGCCCUCAACGCUGCUAUCACCAAAACCUUCUCUUUCUAUUUCUUUCGCUCGACGCUGAGCCGCCUCAAUUCUGUCUCAGACAUUUGAUCGUUCUAAGACUUGCGAGAAUGGAGGGCUCAGUAGAAGAAAAGGCGAAAGUCCUGGAUUCGGAAACGGAAUCAGCUUCCGAGCAAACCCUUAGCAAGAAUGCUCGCAAGAAGGAGUUGAAGAAUAAGCAGAAGGAAGAGGAAAGGAGGCAGAAGGAGGAGGAGAAGGCAAAACAGGCUGCUGCUGUGGCGGAUUCCAAGGGUAAGAAAUCUGCAGCUGUUGAUGAUGAAGAUAUGGACCCAACGCAAUACUUCGAGAAUCGGCUGAAACAUCUUGCAGCUCAGAGAGCUUCCGGUGUGGAAACAUAUCCUCAUAAAUUCCACGUUUCAAUGUCCAUCCUUGAAUAUGGAGAGAAAUAUGGAGUGCUAAACAAUGGGGAUCAUCUCGAGGAUGUUUCAGUAAAUUUGGCUGGGCGCAUCAUGAGUAAAAGGUCUUCCUCUUCAAAGCUUUAUUUUUACGACCUACAUUGUGGUGGUGCUAAAGUCCAAGUUAUGGCUGAUGCUAGCAAGUCAGACUUGAAUGAAGCAGCAUUUUCUAUUUUCCAUUCUAAUGUAAAGCGUGGGGACAUCGUUGGUGUUGUUGGUUUCCCAGGUAAAACCAAAAGGGGGGAGCUAAGUAUUUUUCCAAAAUCAUUUACAGUCUUAGCACCUUGUCUCCAUAUGUUGCCAAGGCAAAAGGCCAAAGGUGCUUCUGACAAUGCGAAUUUGAAGAAAACUGAGGUCUGGGUUCCGGGGAGUCCCAGGAAUCCUGAAACAUAUGUUUUGAAAGAUCAGGAAACUCGUUAUCGCCAACGGUAUCUAGAUCUGAUGUUAAAUAUGGAGGUUCGGCAGAUCUUUAAGACGAGAUCUAAGGUCAUCAGAUAUAUUCAAAGGUUUCUCGAUGAUCUUGAUUUCUUGGAGGUUGAAACGCCAAUGAUGAACAUGAUUGCUGGUGGAGCAGCUGCCCGUCCAUUUGUGACCCACCAUAAUGAGCUGAAUUUGCAGCUGUUUAUGCGCAUUGCGCCUGAGCUCUAUCUUAAGGAACUAGUUGUUGGCGGGCUUGACCGUGUCUAUGAGAUAGGAAAACAAUUCAGAAAUGAAGGUAUUGAUUUGACGCACAAUCCUGAGUUCACAACUUGUGAGUUCUACAUGGCUUUUGCUGACUACUAUGACUUGAUGGAGAUCACGGAGAAAAUGCUAAGUGGGAUGGUCAAGGAACUUACUGGUGGAUAUAAAAUUAAAUAUCAUGCAAAUGGGCUUGAUAAAGAUCCAAUUGAGAUUGAUUUCACUCCCCCUUUCAGGAGGAUUGACAUGAUCGACACAUUAGAGAAAAUGGCAAACCUUAAUAUUCCCAAGGACUUGUCCAGCGAUGAAGCCAACAAAUAUCUGAAAGAUGCAUGUAUUAAGCAUGAGAUCAAAUGUUCCCCUCCUGAAACAACAGCACGUUUGUUGGACAAACUUGUUGGGCACUUCUUAGAGGAGACGUGUGCAAAUCCUACUUUCAUCAUUAACCAGCCCGAGAUAAUGAGUCCUUUGGCGAAGUGGCAUAGAGAGAAACCUGGCCUUACUGAACGUUUUGAAUUGUUUAUUAACAAGCAUGAAGUCUGCAAUGCAUACACUGAACUGAACGACCCUGUUGUACAACGGCAGCGAUUCGCUGAGCAACUCAAGGAUCGACAGUCGGGUGAUGAUGAAGCAAUGGCUGUGGAUGAAACUUUCUGUACGGCUCUUGAGUAUGGUUUGCCUCCAACUGGUGGUUGGGGAUUGGGUAUUGAUCGGCUAGCUAUGUUGUUAACUGAUUCUCAAAACAUUAAGGAGGUUCUUCUGUUCCCGGCCAUGAAACCUCAAGAUGAACCUUCCGCUAAAGGGGCUUAGGAAGUUCAAGAUUGUGAAACCCAGAAGUUACUUUUUAUUUCAUGCGCAUCUCCUCACCCAAAUAGAGGACGUCUUAUCAAAUAUCUGAUCAUUAUUAUUUUUUAUUCCUGCCACAACUAGAACAUUUGAGAUACUGUCAUUUAGUUCAAAAUAGCAUUUCAUGCUUGUCUAUUUUGUUAACUAGGUUUCUUUAGAUUUCAUGCAAAUCUGAAGCGCUGUGUUGAAUUCAAUGAAAGUUCAAGUUAUUGGAA